AAUGUUAUGUGGAUAUAGGAAUAUUUGAAACUAGCCUCGGCAGAUAAGAUGCUCUUAUUUUCAUCACGUUCAACUGGUGAGGCAACAGAGAGAUUUUUUUUUUCAUGUUAAACAAUAUUGGGAGAGGGGGAAUCGAACUUAGGACCUCGGGUGCAAGGGAAUGCUCUUAACCAAUUGAGCUCUUACAUUUGAAAAUUCCAAAUUUUAAUUACACAACUAAGGGUAUUUGCUGGAAUAUGGGAGGGUCAGUUCUCUCCUAUCCGUGUGUGUGUUGUGUGUAUAUAUAGAGAGAAAAUAGAAUAAGAUUGUAUAAAUAGGUGGAGGGGUGGAGAACAUAUAUAGAGCCAGGGAUGCCUUCUAACGUGUUUGGCACCCCCGUCACAGACCAAACUGUACAGGCGCUGCCAGAGUAUUAUGGUAAGAAAAUAGGAAGAAAAGAAAGGGCUCAUGUGGCUCUAAAUAUGGAAAACGCCGAGGGGAAGGACAUCAAUGCCCGAAAUUAUGUGGAGAAUUUGAAGAAGCAAUCUGGUUAUGGAGUUUCCACACUUUGCCUUGUUUACAAUGCCACUGGGGACACAAUAAGACUUGUUGCUAGUAAGGAUUGGUAUGGCAACAUUGGGCGCGCCCCAUACCCAACACAGAUUGCAAAUGGGCAGUGGGGUGCCUUUUUGCAUGUCAUCAAAACCAGUGGUAUGGCUACUGGUGGAUCGGUUGCGGCUGUUGCGUAUCGCGGUAAGAACAACAAUGGUAAUAACUGUGACUGGCUGCUGGGGUGGAGGAACCCGUGGAAUGGACCACUUUCCACUAGUACUAACAAGGUCUAUACUGAGAUCCGCGAAGCUCGCCACUAUGAGCCGGCCGGAGUUUGGCCCGGAGUCUAUAAUAGUUUGGUUGGCUCUGGCGUGUGUAGCUCUGGCACUUGGAAUGGAUGCUUCUCAACUAUAUCAUCUGGCUGUUCCAUAACAAAACUUCAUGAGUCAACUUUAAUUGUAACCAUGUUGUAUUUUGGAUGAUAUGUACCUGGAUUUUAAAUAUUUAUAUAUAAUUUAAUACUCAUCUAAAUAAUAUGUAUCUGAAUAAAAAUUAUUGAUAUC
This is a messenger RNA of Prunus persica (peach), 1094 nucleotides long. RefSeq names its product 23 kDa jasmonate-induced protein. Lineage: Eukaryota; Viridiplantae; Streptophyta; Magnoliopsida; Rosales; Rosaceae. The record is from RefSeq and is a predicted model, not a curated record.